This is a messenger RNA of Plasmodium relictum, 531 nucleotides long. Its product is annotated as conserved Plasmodium protein, unknown function. The record is from RefSeq and is a predicted model, not a curated record. The transcript has a single exon. NCBI's taxonomy places the organism in Eukaryota, Apicomplexa, Aconoidasida, Haemosporida, Plasmodiidae. Bases 1 to 531 code for a protein of 176 amino acids.
AUGAAAAUUCUUAAAAUUUUAUUUUUUUUUUGUAUGUUUAUUAAAUAUGUAUAUAGUAUGAAUCCAGUAAAAAGAGGAAAUGAAAAUUUUCCUGUUAAUAAUAUUUCAGAAGAAAUAGAAAAUUUUGAUUCAGAAUAUCCAUCUUUUAAUGUUCAUUAUAAUUUUGAGCCAAAGGAUUGGAAAAAUAUAGAAUUAAUAAAUAAAAAAAAUAAUGACUUUUUAAAUGAUAUAAAAAAUGAAAUAAUAAAAAUGGAUGAAGAUAAAAUGAAAAUAAAUCACAUACUAAAUAUUCAAAAACAACAACUAGAAGAACUAAUUUUUUUAAUUAAAUAUGUACAUUCCAACAAAGGUAAACAUACAAUAGAUGAAAUGCCUCUAUAUUUAAGAAGCGGUAAUUUUGAUAGUUAUAAAUUAAAUAAUAAUAAAGUAGAAGAGACUUAUAAUGAUAUAAAUAAUUAUAUAUUGAACAAAUCUAAAUUCAUUGAAAAAGACAACUUUUAUUUUAAUUUAGCAGAACAAUGGAUCAGUUAA